AUGAUAAUAGACAACAAUCUACUUAUGGCACAAAUGGCUCAACGAUGGGAUGAUGUACGAUCGCAUUUCGAUCAUUCGAGUCAUACCAAUCUUUACCUCGUCGACAAAGAGAAACCAUCUGGAGUUGUACGGAUUACAUUUACUGUAAGGGAAUUUACUUUUGAUUUUGGGGGACCAUCUAGUCUGGAAUUUUUUCAGAUGGAAGAUCUCGAUAUGGAUAUGAAGAGU
Messenger RNA from Cylicostephanus goldi, 228 nucleotides. The record is from the annotation of a GenBank genome assembly. Lineage: Eukaryota; Metazoa; Nematoda; Chromadorea; Rhabditida; Strongylidae.